AUGCCAAUAGGCAUGCCUAUCUCUGACCCUCAGCCUCGGUCCUGUAGCUCCUUGGCCUCUGUCCUGCUUGGGUUGCGGGCUUCACCUACUUCAGCGUCCUUCCCAACCUCCGGCGGAGGCGAACCGAGAGGUGGUCGCCGGAGCAGAGGGGGCGCCAGGCGCGCCAGGGGCCGGGGAAGCGGGGCGGGGCGGGCGCGCGUGCGCGAGCUGUCAGGCAGGCCCCGCCCCCGACGCACCACCCUGCCCUCCCCGCCCCUCCGCCCACGGUCCCCUCCCCUUCUUUCCCCCCUCCCCUCGCCUCUCCGGGUGUGGGGCGGGCGGGCGCUGCGGCGGCCUCGGCUGCUGCUUCCUCGGGCCAUUUUGCUGAGGAGCGCCGCGGAGGAGGAGCCGCCGCGGAGACCCAAGAAGAGGAGCAGCGAACCCGAGGCGGCGGCGACCUCGCGGGCAGCGGGCUUUCCUCGGCCGCGGGGAUCUCAGGAGGCGAAAGGAUCGCCGGGGUGGGAACCGAAGGAGCCGCGCCCGCAGCGCGGAGCGCCCCUUCCCGCCCCCUGCACCAUGAGCUGGGGCACCGAGCUGUGGGAUCAGUUUGACAACCUAGAAAAACACACACAGUGGGGAAUUGAUAUUCUUGAGAAAUACAUCAAAUUUGUAAAGGAAAGGACAGAGAUUGAACUCAGCUAUGCAAAGCAACUCAGGAAUCUCUCGAAGAAAUACCAACCUAAAAAGAAUUCGAAGGAGGAAGAAGAAUACAACUCUAAUAGCCGGUAUCCGCAUUUUCAUGAUGGACGUAAGGCACAGCAGCACAUAGAGACUUGCUGGAAGCAACUUGAAUCUAGUAAAAGACGAUUUGAGCGGGAUUGCAGAGAGGCUGACCGAGCGCAGCAGUAUUUUGAGAAGAUGGACGCUGACAUCAAUGUUACGAAAGCUGAUGUUGAAAAGGCACGACAGCAAGCUCAAAUACGUCACCAAAUGGCUGAAGACAGCAAAGCAGAUUACUCAUCAAUUCUCCAGAAAUUCAACCAUGAGCAGCAUGAGUUUUACCAUACACACAUACCCAAUAUCUUUCAGAAAAUACAAGAGAUGGAGGAAAAGAGGAUAGUGAGAAUCGGAGAAUCAAUGAAGACAUAUGCAGAGGUUGAUCGGCAGGUGAUACCAAUCAUAGGCAAAUGCUUGGAUGGAAUAGUAAAGGCAGCGGAAUCAAUUGAUCAGAAAAAUGAUUCACAGUUGGUGAUAGAAGCUUAUAAAUCAGGGUUUGAGCCUCCUGGAGACAUUGAAUUUGAAGAUUACACUCAGCCAAUGAAGCGCACGGUGUCAGAUAACAGUCUUUCCAAUUCCAGAGGAGAAGGCAAACCGGAGCUUAAAUUUGGUGGCAAAUCCAAAGGAAAGUUAUGGCCGUUCAUCAAAAAAAAUAAGCCUCCCCCUCCUCCCCCUGCCUCUGCCUCACCCUCUGCUGUUCCCAACGGCCCCCAGUCUCCCAAGCAGCAAAAGGAACCCCUCUCCCAUCGCUUCAACGAGUUCAUGAUCUCCAAACCCAAAAUCCACUGCUUCAGGAGCCUAAAGCGUGGGCUUUCUCUCAAGCUGGGUGCAACACCAGAGGAUUUCAGCAACCUCCCCCCUGAACAGAGAAGGAAAAAGCUACAACAGAAAGUCGAUGAAUUAAAUAAAGAAAUCCAAAAGGAGAUGGAUCAAAGAGACGCCAUAACAAAAAUGAAAGAUGUCUACCUAAAGAAUCCUCAGAUGGGAGACCCAGCCAGUUUGGAUCACAAAUUAACAGAAGUUGGCCAAAAUAUAGAAAAACUGCGACUAGAGGCCCAGAAAUUUGAGGCCUGGCUAGCUGAAGUUGAAGGCAGGCUCCCUGCGCGAAGUGACCAGGCCCGCCGACAGAGUGGAAUGUAUGAUGCCCAAAACCCGCCAUCAGUCAAUAACUGCGCCCAGGACCGGGAGAGCCCGGAUGGCAGUUACACAGAGGAGCAAAGUCAGGAGAGUGAGGUGAAGGUGCUGGCCACAGAUUUCGAUGACGAAUUUGAUGACGAGGAGCCCCUCCCCGCCAUCGGGACUUGUAAAGCUCUCUACACGUUCGAAGGUCAGAAUGAAGGAACCAUCUCUGUAGCUGAAGGUGAAACAUUGUAUGUUAUAGAGGAAGACAAAGGUGAUGGGUGGACCCGCAUUCGCAGAAAUGAAGAUGAAGAGGGUUACGUUCCCACUUCAUACGUCGAAGUCUAUUUGGACAAAAAUGCCAAAGGUGCUAAGACUUAUAUUUAA
This is a messenger RNA of Orycteropus afer afer, 2262 nucleotides long. The record is from RefSeq and is a predicted model, not a curated record. Lineage: Eukaryota; Metazoa; Chordata; Mammalia; Tubulidentata; Orycteropodidae.